UAAUUUCUUCAAGCGAGAUUAUAUUCCGACGAGCAGAAGAGGGAAACAAAAUUACAGCGGGAUUAAAAUGGUCCGCCCUUUUGGUUUAGGUCUCGCGAGCAGGUGCGGGCACCUGCGAGUAUCCCAGAGAAAGAGAGAGAAAGAAAUACAUUCGCGAAAAUAAGAAACAAAGAGAGAAUGAAAUACAUACUCUGGAGGGAAUCCCCGUAAUCCGUGCGCCCUAAGCGCGUGCAAAAGCGCCAGGCCACCCCUGCUCGGGGUUGCGGUGGGUGGCGGAACUACGAGGUGGUGGCCAAGGAGCCACAGUUGGUUGCGGGCUGUCGCCCUGAGAACAGCGCGCGUGCUUCUGCCUCCCUCACGGCACGCGACCUCGUGAUCGCGUGAUCGUGGAACAAAUCUCGCCCAUCGCAUCAAACAAAUCGUGCUGGUCGAGUUGUUGAUCGAGUCGCAAUCCAUCGGUCACCUCGCCAAGGUCGGCACACGGACGAUGCAACACUGACAAAAUGUGCGACGUUGAUGUAUCCGUCAGCACAUCGUUUCUAAUCUUCAAUCAGAUUCUAAAUAGCCUCUAGUGUGCGACGCAACAAAAGAGUUUUCAUACUUGCGUUUUAUGCGCGUGCGGUAUUCGGCGGUCAAUCGCCGAAACGAUAUUGAUGGAAUGAAUCGUGAGAAACGCGAAUUAUCGCUACAUGUGUGAUAAUUGAUUGUUCUAGAUGGGUGUAAAUUGAAUCGUGCGAUUUUGUGCCUCUACUGUACUUUAGUUUGAUAAUUCAUUAUCCCGGCGAGAGAUUCGGAGCAAGCUCGUCUGCGAAAAGCUUGCGCGGAUGACCUCGUAUCCGUGAUGGAGUGAAUGUACGGGUUCUGAUAAAUCGUUUGCAAACUUUGAUAUAUUAAGUAAUAACUAAUUCAUAUAGAACCGACACAGACGCGAGAAGGGAGCUAGAAAAACACGAAGCGAUGGCGCUUUAGCCAUGGUGGAGAAUAAGCGAGGUCAAAGGGGUCACUAUAUCGCGAGAAAAAAAGAAUCGCCCCGCGAAACGAUCCCUUUGAAACUGAGAAAGAACAAAAUUGCCCUUUUUCCAGCUCGUCAGCAAGUUCAGUUAGUAUAUGUGUAUAACAGUUUCUAGAUAAUCUUGUUGAGCGCAUAGAAAUAAAUCAUUCCAGAGUUAAUCACUCCUCGACGCCUCGAGUAGCGCGAUGCGAGGUGAAGAAAAACGAUGGGUCGACAUAAUUUCGUUAUUAAUACUCACGCUACAAAUGCAUGUUAAGCUUUUGCGCGUGUUAAGUUGAUCAAUUUGGCAUAGAUACUGAAAUAGGAAAGAGGUGAAAAAAUUGAAAGCUGAAUUGCGAUUAAUCCUCGUCGCGAAAGGUCAGAGGGCACUGCGACUUUCCUGUUGUUAGGCGAAUACGAUAAUGCGUUCCGGCCUACGAUUCGACUCAUUGUCACUUGUUCGAAACUUUCUAAUCGAGGAUACGGUAUGCACGUGUGCAAAACGUGUUCGCGCGAUAGUGUCACGCGACAUGUCGGAGUUCGCGUCGAAGUUGUCGGAUCUUGUUCGGCAAUCUACUUGUCGCCUUCCAUUAUAACUCACUUUUAUGUUAGAGAGGCAUAGAAGAAGCGUCGUUGAACUAAACAUUGUUAACACCGUGGCUGUGUAGGUCAUGUCAAGUGUUGCGUCAAAGGCUUUGGCGGUGUUCAAGAGGGAUCAAGGUUCAUUUAUAGCGCGCAAAUCCUUGUGCAUACACAUUGGUGAUUCUCUGUGAUUUCAACAUUAACCUCAAGAGCAAUAACGAAGCAAUCAUAAAUGUGCAUUAAGGAAAACGACAUCGUUCCGCAGCAACCGCGAAUUAUUUCUCGUAGGAAAGAUCGACAAGGAUCGUAAAAUAACAUUUUCAAAAAUUAAUUAAUCGUCGAAGGCUUUCUGUGAAGAAAGAAAUCGUGAAGAUUUUUAACGCGAACAAUUACACAUAGAUUGAAAACAAGAAAAAAAUUGAAGAUAUUACACACUUACAUUCUUUAUACUCUUUUCGAAUAAUUAUGAGAGUAGUGCUUGUGUAAGCUUUUCUUAAAUGAGAGCUUCACAACUAUACGGUUCAUGAGCGUUUAGCAGAAACGUCAGGAAUCGUUACAUAUACAUGAUUAUUCUAGGAACAAUUUAGGAAGACGAGGGACAAAGUCUCUUUGCAACGGCGCGAAGUGAGAUUAAGAGAGUGACAACGUUGUGUCUCAAGAAAUGAGUGACAGGAAGAUGAAAGGAAAAGAGCUUUCGUGCAACUACGAUAUAACGAACCAUGAGAAAGAUUACCGUCGUGUCGUCGCGAAAAUGGCGAUAGGCUGAAUACAUUUAGCGAUAUCACUUGACAUGCGUUUACCUGCGUUCAAGCGAAGAUAGGAGAGACACUUGCCGAAAGAGAAAAGAGACUCGAGGGAAUCGCGCGCGAGCUAGAAAUCCAUUAUCAUAUUAGUCUGAAUAAAUACUCGGAGGAUUUCCUUGUAGGUAAGAUCGAUCGCGAGGUCCCAGCAGUCUACUCGACAUCCAUUUUCCGAAGGACCGAAACUGUGGAUAUUUCAAUUCUCUCACCCUCUGCUGUCUAUCUCUCUUCUCUUUCUCUUGCUCUUUUAUCGAUAUUGUCUCCCCCUUUCCCUUCAUCUCUACCGAAUAUCCAUGUUCUCUGGGUCGUCUGAGAAGUUAUGGUGGCUAAUAUCGCAGACAUUAUACAUAACCCAGCUGCUGUCGAUUGUCCGCAUCUGACAUUCGCGAUUGUUUCAUCUCGCUCGAAGGCAACAGUUUCAAUAAACGCGAGCAAUUCCAUCGACCCACGAAAUUAAGCGAAAUCGGCGGAGAGAAGCGCGGCGAGCAGUGAGAUUUGCGAAGAGAGAGAGAAUCAGGCCAGAGAGAUGUGAAUUCAUACGUAUUUGUCAGUUGACAGAUUGCAUGGAAUAAGUCAAAAUAACGAGAUAAGAGUAAACGCGACCCUGAGAACAAUCCAAUAUUCACUCGAAUCUAAUGAUCGAAAGCUCAAGAAAUAUCAAGAAAUUUAACUGAAGUAUUCAGUAACGACGAUUGACAAUGUUUAAGGAUAUAGAAGGAUAUGUCGCUCUGCAUCUUAGACGCGAUCAAUGGUUUCGGCGACGACGACCAGGUCGGAUAAUCUUAUCGAUAAUGCCCUGAAAGAUUUAACAAGAAAAAAUACAAGAUCAAACUACACGAAUUGAUCACUUUCUUCUUCUCAUUGGCAACGAAAAUUCUGAUAUAAUCGCGGAUUAAUUCAAUGGAAGAAUAAUUCUGCUAUUCUCACAAUCAAGAUGAACAUUAACGAUCCACAAGGGAGCGACGUAACGAACUAUUAAUCGUCAAAUAGCUUAGCGCAACUCGGUGUUUACUCGCUCGAGUUCGCAUCCAGAACAAGGAACAUUGUCGUUGUGUGAACGCGGAUUUUGGUGAUUCGUGAUCAGGACCAUGGACAAGCCGCGUAAUCGGGCGAUUGUCCGGCAGUCAAGGAGCCGUUCACCGACCGUUAUCGGAAAGAUAGAGUCGGAAUGCUGCACGCUGUUAUGCUAGGUAGCGGUCCAGGACGGGGGAGACGCGAGUGGUAUCCAGGAUUUUACCUUCAACGUCGUCGUAUUGGCUGCAGAAUGAACCGUGGCGAGCAGGAAACGCUCUUCCGGCAGAGUCGACAGAUCACGCGGAUUGUACCCUCCCGCGAGGAUCUUGUCUUGAGCGUUCUCAAGUCGCCGAUUAAUCAACAGCAGCAGCAGCAGCAGCAACAUCAACAGCAGCAGCAGCAACAUCAACAACAGCAACAACAACAACAACCACAACAGCAGCAACAACGGCAGCAGUAUCGACAUCCGUAUCAAUCACAAAGCCAGAGUCACUUUAAUUGCCCAAGUCAUCCAAAUAAUAAGAAGUGCAAUCCUUCAGGUGACGCGUACAACAACGAGAGUCUUCCACGAAGCAAGGACCAAUGCUCUAGGCACGUGGAAAAGCGGUGCAGCGUCACGACCGCCUACGCUGCCCUCCAAGGCAGCGAGGACGAGCUCGUGGCCGAGCAGGGCCUCGAUACGGAGGACACUGCGUUGAAGACGCCUGGCAGUGAGACCGAAGACACCGAGGAUAACGGCGCGAACGCGGAGGACGCGCCGUCGCCGGCGCGCCGUUUCACCUUCCUACGUCGCUUCCGUUCGCCACGCUUUGGCGAAGCGCACCACAAGCGGGUGCCGACGCCCAUGAAGCGGAAGUAUCGGCGAAAAAAGAGCAAGGAGGACAUCAUCGAGAAUGACGUGGCCGGCGCCGAGGAGGAGGAACCGCCGAGUCCCGAUCAGACCGGCAUGCCUGAUCCGUAUUAUCCGAUCUACCUGCCGAUCGAUCAGGCCUUCAAGGCCAAGUACGUGUUCCAUCAUAAGAGGGGCAAGACUUUUCAGGAGCGGCUUUACGUGUUUCUCGAGCAUCCCGGCGGCUGGCUGUGUUUCAUCUACCAUUUCGCUGUGUUCAUGGUGGUAUUGGUGUGCCUCAUAUUUAGCGUUUUGUCAACGAUAGACCAAUACAGUAAUUUCGCAAACGAAACUCUGUUUUGGAUGGAAAUAUGUCUCGUGGUAUUCUUCGGAGUCGAGUACAUGGUUCGAUUAUGGAGCGCGGGUUGCAGAUCGAAGUACAUGGGUUGCUGCGGGCGGCUACGAUUCAUACGGAAACCGAUUUGUAUCAUAGAUUUAAUCGUUGUGGUAGCGUCCAUGGUGGUUCUAUCAGUGGGAAGCAACGGUCAAGUAUUUGCCACUUCCGCCAUCAGGGGUAUUCGAUUUUUGCAAAUUCUUCGAAUGCUUCAUGUCGAUCGUCAGGGCGGCACGUGGCGGCUUUUAGGUUCCGUGGUUUUCAUACAUCGUCAGGAAUUAAUCACAACGCUAUACAUUGGGUUCUUGGGCCUCAUUUUCAGCAGCUACUUCGUGUAUCUUGCCGAAAAAGAUGCAGUCGGACCUGACGGCAAAACAGACUUCUCCAGUUACGCCGAUGCGCUUUGGUGGGGAGUGAUCACAGUAACGACAAUAGGUUACGGUGAUACGGUUCCGCAAACAUGGAUGGGAAAAAUUGUGGCUUCAUGUUUCAGCGUGUUUGCUAUAUCCUUUUUCGCACUUCCAGCUGGUAUCCUAGGUUCCGGCUUCGCAUUAAAGGUACAGCAAAAGCAACGGCAGAAGCAUUUUAAUCGACAAAUACCAGCUGCCGCGAUGUUGAUACAAUGCCUGUGGAGGUGUUACGCUGCCGACAAGGCCAUCAACAGCGUCGCCACGUGGAACAUCUACAUCAAGGACCCGGCGCCAACCGGACAGCCUUCGACACCCCUUGGCAAGUUGAUUUGUGUAAAGAAGAUGUCUCUGAUGAUCCAGGUGGCAAAGAAGGCGAGCGUGCUGAAGAGGCGGAAGUCGCGGAAUCGGAUGGAUGGCCAGCAGCAGCAACAGCAAUCGGCCGUGCCGCCUGUCACGAUAUCCGGCGGCAUAUCAGCUGGCGCCGGAACUGGCCAGAACGACAAUCAACGCCUCGAGAACGAGGGGGACGUGGUUUUUUACAUGGAGGAGCCUAAAGCGGGCACGCCGAAUCGCGCCAGACGCGACAAUCGCGUGUUUCCGAUUGGCAGGGGAAGCCUCUUCACUUCGCAGACGAGCUCGGUGACGGAGGCAACUAGCGAUGAAAUUGACAUCGACAUCGAGGAACCGCAAAGAGUCACCACGCUGACAGAAGCACACCGAAAUGCUAUCCGGGCAAUCAGGAAGAUCAAGUACUUCGUGGCUCGCAGAAAGUUUCAACAGGCUCGAAAACCAUACGAUGUGCGUGAUGUCAUUGAACAAUAUAGCCAAGGUCAUUUGAACAUGAUGGUGCGGAUUAAGGAGUUACAGAGGAGAUUGGAUCAGACCCUGGGUAAACCGGGGAGCUACCUGGCGGGAAUCGACCGGGCAGGCAAUGUAAAACCCAUGACGAUUGGUGCGCGCUUAUACAGAGUGGAGCAGCAACUAUCGGUGAUGGACAAGAAGUUGGACCAGUUGAUGUAUGUACUAAACGCGGUAGCUCAGAAACAACAGAUACCUCUGCGUAGUAUAGAGGACGAUGUGUAACAGAGAGCCCCCGGCGAACUCGUGCAAUCCGUUUUGCUAUCACCCGCAGUUCCACGGGCCCUGCCACGCGUUACUAUAACUACGGUGACGCCGAAUAUGCUCAGUGAGAGCUUUUAACGUGAGAGAUAGCACGCGUAUGAGAGUAUUGUUAUAGCUACUUGGCUCUAUUCACCUCGAGAGAAUCCACGAUGUGAAGAGAUCGCAGGGAUAAUCUCGACUUUUGUAAAUUCCACUGAGAUCAUACAAGUCCAUGCUUGCAUAUCUUUGUAAUUUAAUGGAAUGGACGUAAUAAUUGAUCAUAAAAUCGCCGUUAUAUGACUUGUAUAUCUCGGCAGGAGAUAUAAUAAGAGCAAUUGUGACAGAGGCAUGUGUCGAUUGCGAGAGGAGUCUUUGAGCGUAAACGUUUUGACGACAAAGUCAAACGCACAGGAUGAUGCAUAAUCAACGAGGCGCGGAAUCGGGAGACAGAAGUUGCGGCGCAAUUCUCCCCGCAAUUGCGCCACGUGAACGACGCUUUGUAGAAUUGAAGACGGAGGCAUGCGAGAUACCGUACGCGUAGCUAUCAAAGGAAGGGCGCGAAAGAAAUACAUUAUUCAUCGAGGGGUGAUCUCGGCCUUAUCAAGGGGAAGAAAAAAAGGAGCUAUACAACGCUGUUCCAUAUUUUCAGUUCGCCGAAAGAAUGGGUAAACGCCAACAAGGGAACAUCAUAUAUUUCGGGCCAACUAGAAAUAAUAAAGAGGAACAAUAACCGAACUUCCUAGAUUUUCAAACUUGUCGAUUAAAAUCAUAGACUGCUGAUCUCGGUUGAACGUUUCAUCGUGAACCGUCAUCAGGUAUUAAAGGAGAUUCCAAAGCGGUUCUCGAUAUAUAGCAUUUUAUGGUCCGGUUGUGCUUCAACAUGGGCCUUGACAUAUAUAUGGGUCCCAUAAAACUAUGACGGAAUCAAUUCGAGAUCGUUGCCCGCAAAUUCAGCUUCGAUUUUGGGCUUGAUCUCUCGCGAUUUAUUCGUAUCCCAAAUUUACUUUACCUUCGGCCUAGCACAAAUGUAGAUACUUCGAAGUAACUCGCUUCAUAAAGCUGCGCAUACGAUUCUUUUCCAUCUUCUUUUUUUAUGGCUACGAUCACACUUGCCUACAGCGCUGAAAAGCAAUAUGUCUACGUAGAUUAUAGGUGCUGUGCUAUGUGAAAAAAGAAAUUCUUGAUACGAUACAUGUUCUCUCGUAUAUGUAUCGUAUCUAUACAAUUAGUCUUCGAUACACGCGUGAAUCUUGAGGAAGGUCUUGAGGAAGGUCUUAAGAGACUUAAAUGAUAUGCUUUCUGUACGAAAAUAGAAGGGAAAAAUGUAUAUAUCGCGAUUCUCGUAUAGAAGCGUAUAAAAAUACAAUUUAUAUUUUGUACGUAGAUUAUAUUUACAGAAAAACACAUUAAGUGAUCGGAUACGUGCACCGCGAUCUUGAAUCCCGCGCACGACUCUCGUAGCGUUUGGUCCAUACGCGAAACACUCUUAUUUAUUGCUAAAAUCGAAGCCACGAACUGCGAUGUCAGCGAAUUUCUGAGGAAUACAAUCUAGCAGAUUUUUUUUAUUAUAACGUAGAUUAAAGAACGUUCCAACGAAUUGGAGAGGCAUCGAUAUAUUAGAAAACGGAUGCGAAUGAUUGCAGUUCUUAUGAUUUCUCAACUGCCAAGAUAGUUUUAACGAAACGAGCAAUAUAUAUAAGCGAUGAUAAGUUCAGAUAAGUCGUUAACGAUAAGCGGAUUCGCGUUGUCUCGCAAUUCGUGGCGUCGAUUGCUUAACGAUCAGUCCUUCGCAGGCGGAAGAUUGUUCUUUAUCAAGCGAAUCUGUCGCACUUUAUAUAUCUAUCACAUCUGAUAUAUAU
Molecule: messenger RNA, 7980 nt
Organism: Camponotus floridanus (Florida carpenter ant)
Lineage: Eukaryota; Metazoa; Arthropoda; Insecta; Hymenoptera; Formicidae
Gene: KCNQ
Product: potassium voltage-gated channel subfamily KQT member 1
Exons: 14
Coding region: 3542-6103 (853 amino acids)
Biological process (GO): transmembrane transport; potassium ion transport
Cellular component (GO): membrane
Molecular function (GO): voltage-gated potassium channel activity
Source: RefSeq, a predicted model, not a curated record